Paramacrobiotus metropolitanus is the source of this 1381-nucleotide messenger RNA. RefSeq names its product E3 ubiquitin-protein ligase CCNB1IP1-like. The coding region runs from base 114 to 1034 and encodes 306 amino acids. Gene Ontology annotation, cellular component: synaptonemal complex. Lineage: Eukaryota; Metazoa; Tardigrada; Eutardigrada; Parachela; Macrobiotidae. Gene Ontology annotation, molecular function: ubiquitin protein ligase activity. Gene Ontology annotation, biological process: reciprocal meiotic recombination. The record is from RefSeq and is a predicted model, not a curated record. The transcript has 11 exons.
UGUGCUUUCUGCAGCCACGCAUAUCUAUAUUUGUCUACGUAGUAUUUUAAAGUUAUGAGUUAGUCGACCAUUGUCCCAUCGAAUCCAAAGCUGUGAAUUCAUUAAUACAGUAAAUGUCUGCUUAUCUUACCUGCAAUUUUCCUGGAUGCGGAGCAGUGGUGCAAGAGUUCGCAUGGAUCACUUCAUGCUCUCAUGUGUUCUGCAAUGAGCACGGCCAGCUCGAAUUCUCCUCCAGACGCCGCGAAAGCCGAUGCCCUUUGUGUUCCACGGAGCUUCCUGGUCAGUUAGAUGUUGUUAAAACAGAAAUUAGCCCUUCGGAGCAAUACAAAUCGAUGAUCUUAGCCGGACAGAAACCAGAGGUUGUGGUGGAAAUAGCAUCUCGAGCAUUGGCUUUGUGGCACUACCAGACUCAGCUGGUGUUCUCUCGAGAAAAACAGGAAAGACUGGCAGCCGACAAGAAAACACAGGAAAUGGUUGCAAAACUAGCCCAGGAAAAAGCCGCACUGGAAAUGGACUUAAAAAAUGCAGAAAGGGAAAUUGACGAAUUGCAAAAGAAAAACAGUGAUCUGGAAAAUAUUCUCGCGGAGAAAACACGUCAAAAUUUGAAACUAAGCGCUGCGUACGACGCUCUGCGAUGCCGCCUGACAGAGCAGGACGCCAGUCGGCAAAUGUUGACGAAUUCGCGCUGCGCACAGGAGCAUCCUCUUGACCACAAUCAGCGAACACUCCCGUUGCAAAACAAAGGCACUGCUCGCUCUGCAGAUUACUUCCCUUCCGAGGCAAAUCCAAAUACACCUCCUGUGCAAUUUCGCGGUACCAUAGCUGCUAAUCGUAAUAUGCUUCAUUCACGGCAACAUAUGGGUCCGCUGCAGACAGCAGAGCAUAAUGAGCACAGUCAUUUCCCGUUCUUACUGGGCAAUACCAACACCGAGCAGCAUCAGAAUCGAAUCCGUUUACCAAUGGCGCAAAGAGCCUCAACCCGGAGCAUACCAUCUGACCCUUCCGGCAUGCCCAGAUUUAAUUUGAAUUUUUAACUGCCAUGCUGGAGAAGAUUAUCGUUUAUUUAUUGUUGUUUUCCUUACUUUAUGUUUGCCUUGUAUAUAUUGCCAUGGUGGUGCGAUAAUUUUUUGUGAAGUUGCACACAGGUAAUUGUACUCGCAGUUUAUCAAUUUUUAUUCAAAUUGAACGAGUUAGCACUUCCUCAUCGGUCAGUUAUUACUGCAGAAACGCAGCUGUAGGCUUUUGUGCCGUAUGGUCUCAUAAUAUUUUGCACAUGGUAAUCUUAACUGAUCUACCGAUACUGAUCGAUAUUCUGAAUAAAGUAAAACAACGAAACGUACUAAGUAUCGUGGCACUUUCAGGUACAGUCCGCAGCAGUGGU